Funneliformis mosseae is the source of this 1176-nucleotide messenger RNA. NCBI's taxonomy places the organism in Eukaryota, Fungi, Glomeromycota, Glomeromycetes, Glomerales, Glomeraceae. The record is from the annotation of a GenBank genome assembly.
AUGAUUUCUUUACAAGACUUUGAUCCACCGACAAUUCCAUUAUGGGCUUAUCACUCGUCAAUCUUAUCAACGCUUAUAAUAUUUAUAUUAUUCUCCGCUAAAAAACCAUCGUCAUAUUUUCAUUACGCAUUCUUAUGGAUCGUAAUGCUGGUUUUUGUAUCGAUUCCAGUGAUUUACAGAUCAAGAUAUAAAACACCAGAUCAAAAUAUAGCCUUACCAGUAAUAAGCAUAACAUUUAAAAUGAUUUUGUGGCUUAAAAAUUGUUUGAGAUCAAAUAUUAAAAAAGACAAACAUGUCGAGUCGUUUGGUAGAACUUUAUUUUAUUGGAGGAAAAAUGUUACGUUCGAACCGACACCCUCGGAUAUUCCAAUAAAAGAACAAAUUAAUGAGAAACUUUUAUUCCGAUUUUUAAUCAUCAUGUUCAAGUGGAUUUUAUUUGAAUUGUCCUUUAAAUUUGUUGAUAAAUUUGGUUAUAAUGUACCAAACGAAAUUUAUUUUUUAAGAUUAUUUAAAUGGUUAUUCAUAAAUGGAAAUCCCCCGUUAACCAUUAUACAAUUCGUUCAUUGUUUGGUAUCUUGUUUUUUGGUUUAUGUUUAUUUAUCAUUAAAUUAUGAUAUUGUACUUUUGAUCUCUUCUUUGAUUUUAAAAUAUCUUUCCAACAAAAAUUCUUUAACGCAAAAGCAAAUUACCAUAAGAGGAUGGUGUACUUCAUUAAUAUUUCACACAAGGCACAUAUUUUAUUAUCCUUAUUUUUCUAUUUCACCAAGAGAACUUUGGAGUUUUCGUUGGCAAGGAGUAUUCAAUGAAACAUUCAAGGAAUUAGGUUAUUCACCUGUUCGUUCGAUUACAAAGAGUCAUACGUUAGGCGUUUUGGCCGCUUUCACUAUAAGUGGCAUAUUACAUGAAUAUACUUUAUUAAUUCAGAUGAACAAAAUUUCCGGCGAACAUAUGUUGUUCUUUUUAUUUCAUGGAUUCAUGUUUUUACUAUGGGAAUCCAUGUUCCAUCCAACAAAAAAUUCUUUAGUCAUUUAUAAAAAAGGAUUAAUGUGGAUUAUUUGGAUGAUUAUUGCUUGUGCUAGUGUACCUUCUUUUGUAGAAGUUUUUACUAGACAUAAUCAGUACGUUAUUCUUUCAGUUUUUACUGAUUAUCAAAAGAACAAUACGAAUGUAGUUUAA